AUGACUUCAGUCUUUCUUUCUCAUCAUCGCCAUCAUCCCUCCCCUUCAAUGACCUCCUCCCCCGCCCAUUCUCUCAAACCCCAUCACAUCGUCGCCAUGCCCUACCCCGGCCGUGGCCACAUCAACACCCUCCUCAAUCUCGCCGGCCACCUCUCCACCCACGGCCUCCUCGUCACCGUCGUCGUCACCGAAGAAUGGCUCAGCCUUCUCUCCCCACCUCCCUGCGCCGUCCAUUUCCGAUCCAUCCCCAAUGUCAUCCCCUCCGAGCACGGCCGCGCCAACGACUUCAAUGGCUUCCUCGACGCCGUCAACACCAAGCUCGAGAAACCCUUUGAGCGUCUCCUAGAGGGUCUCGAUCCGCCGCCGGAGGCCAUCCUCGCCGAUACAUACUUGUCGUGGAUGGUCGCCGUCAUUGAGCGCCGGCGGCUCCCGGUUUACUCGCUUUGGACUAUGACGGCGGCGAUCUUCUCUCUGUUUUAUGGAUUCGAGGACAUCUUCGGCGGUGACUCCACGGCGGCGGUGACUGAAGAAAUAGACAAGAAAUUGGAGCAGCAUGUCAAGGGUCUAAAUUUAGGUGAUGUGAGUUCCAUAGUCUGCUCAGCCACACCAAAGAAGUGGACCUUGGAAUCUUUCUUUUGGGCAAGAGGUGCAAAAGGAGUCAUCUUCAAUUCAGUACAUGAGUUGGAGCCACACAUGAUAAACUCAUUGAAAUCAAAGCUCUCAUGUCCUGUGUACACUGUCGGUCCUUGCAUCCCUUACUUGAAACUCAAAGAUAAGCCUGUCAAUUCAAAUUACAUGCAAUGGCUCGAGUCUCAACCUAUCAAUUCUGUGCUCUACUUAUCUUUAGGAAGCUUCUUGUCAGUCUCCGUUGCACAAAUGGAUGAGAUUGUAACCGGGCUGCAUGAAAGCGGCAUUCGAUUUUUAAUGGUGCACGAGGCGACACUUCGCAUGUGCAGGCAAAGAUGGGCAACACAGGCCUUGUUGUGCAAUGCGAAUGUAUGGAAGGUUGGUUUGAAUGUGAAGGAAGAGAUCGGAGACGGGUGUUUGGUUGGAGGAAAAGUGAUUGCUAAGUUUGCAAAGAGGUUGAUGGAUGUGGAGGGGAUGGAGGGUAAGGAGAUGAGGAAAAAAGCUGUUGAACUUAGUGAAGUAGUUCAUAGAGCUGUUGAAGAGGGUGGUUCUUCUUAUUGCAGUAUUAGUGCCUUUGUUGAAGAUGUUUCUUCUAGUUUUUGA
Molecule: messenger RNA, 1230 nt
Organism: Dioscorea cayenensis subsp. rotundata (Guinea yam)
Lineage: Eukaryota; Viridiplantae; Streptophyta; Magnoliopsida; Dioscoreales; Dioscoreaceae
Product: UDP-glycosyltransferase 87A2-like
Exons: 3
Coding region: 1-1230 (409 amino acids)
Source: RefSeq, a predicted model, not a curated record